AUGAUCGUGUUUCUUAUUGUUUUAUUUUAUACAAUGUGCGGUGAAGCUAGAAGUGAUUCAGACUCCACCUAUUACAUCAUAUCAAAUGAAACGCAAGAUGAAAUAAAUCUAGAAAAUGCAACAGAACUUAUACCAAACAUAGCUCAAAGCAACGAUACUAUACUCUUUGACACGUUUGUAAACGUUUUAAUAGAAGUAUCAACUGAACAACUGAGAUACGUUAAGUUUAAUAUUAUGAAUAAUUAUGAUUUGAGUCCACCUGAUGUAGCAGAUAUAAAAAAAGCUUUCAUUAACAUCGAGGAAAGGUAUACGGAGAUGGUCAACAAUAAAUUGAAGACGUUGCUAGGAGCAAAACCUAUCAAUGUCACAGAUCAUUUCAUGCUUGAUUUUAUGGAUGUCUCUAAUUAUAUUCUAGAAAAAGUAUUAAGGCAUCACGUGAAAAAUGUGAAGGGAAAAAUGCUGGAGCAUACGAAAUGGUACAGACAGACAUUGAAAGAGAAGAUAUUAAGACAACAGAUGAAGAUUUCUUUUAAUUACAUAGAAAACAAUAUAUGCGAUACUCUACAGAUUUGUAGAGACAGAUUUUAUUAUAGUGACUAUCUUACAGAUUGGUUAAGGACGAUCAUGAAUUUAUCGUCACGGGACUUGAAGCGAUUCUUCGUCCCGGUAACAGAGAUUUUAGAAACGCACAAAUAUUUUAUAAAGACUAACGUAAAGUUUCGACAAACUGUUAAAUAUAUAAUCAACGCCGAAGCCAUCGUUAAAAGGGAUACCUUGGACUUCGUCGAUGAAAUUUUGGUGAAUCCUGACAAAAUUUUGAAAUUAGCUCCGGACACUUUGAAACCCAGUAUUACACUUUUGCGAAAACUAUUUAACCUUAUCGAUGGAGUUUACGAUGUGAAUGACCAAAAUAUAGAAAAUCUAGAAAACGUAACCGAGAUGCUAAGAGAUUGGAUCGAAGGCAAAACUUUUGAUAUUCAUAAAGUGUUGAACACAAUUGUAGAAAACAUGAAAAUCAACGUAAAAAUAUGGCCGCUGGACAUUCAGAAUAAAAUAUACUAUGUAUGGUCCGAGAUUAUAGCGUUGUAA
Messenger RNA from Helicoverpa zea (corn earworm), 1089 nucleotides. RefSeq lists its product as uncharacterized. The record is from RefSeq and is a predicted model, not a curated record. The transcript is spliced from 2 exons. The coding region runs from base 1 to 1089 and encodes 362 amino acids. Lineage: Eukaryota; Metazoa; Arthropoda; Insecta; Lepidoptera; Noctuidae.